Nicotiana tabacum (common tobacco) is the source of this 420-nucleotide messenger RNA. RefSeq names its product protein CYSTEINE-RICH TRANSMEMBRANE MODULE 4-like. Gene Ontology annotation, cellular component: plasma membrane. The record is from RefSeq and is a predicted model, not a curated record. Lineage: Eukaryota; Viridiplantae; Streptophyta; Magnoliopsida; Solanales; Solanaceae.
AUACAUUCAUACCCAACUAGUUUAUAUAUAUUUUUCAAGAAGAAAAUCAAGUCUUUAUUGAUUUUUAGCGUCUUUUUUGUCAUUCUUUCUCGAGCAUGAGUAGCUACAAUAACAACCAUUCUCAAGGAACUUAUCCUCCACCAGAGACUGCGUGUCCAUAUCCACAACAGGCACAAAGUGCCUACGUGGCUCCUCCGCCGCCGGCUGGUUAUCCGAUGGGGGAGUACGAUCACGGAAAUUCCCCCGUUCCGGCCAAAACUCAGACCAGGGGCGACGGUUUCUGGAAAGGCUGUUUUGCUGCUUUGUGUUGCUGCUGUGUGUUGGACGCUUGCUUCUAAGGACUAAUGAAGACUGCUUUACCAAGCUUAGAUUUCUUUUUCUUUUCUUUUCUUUUUUUCAUUUACAUUUUCGGUUUGUUUU